AUGAUCUCGUCAUCCGGCGGAAGGGCGGCCAGAUCGCCGACCAAAUUUCGUGGUGGUUCUGCGGAGUUGGCGUCGGGGAAUCCGGAACAGAGGAACUGGAAGGGCAUCUUCAUUUCCGUGUUCGUGAUCGCCGCCUUUUGCGGCUUGAUCCUGUUGGCCGUUAUGCUGGUGUCGCCCGACACGUUCAAAGACGGCGACACGACGCGUGCCAUCCCGCUCGACGACCUUCUGUCGACUCGCCAGUUUCACCCGCGACGCUUCAACGGCACUUGGAUCUCAGAUUUUGAAUUUGUUUAUGUGUCCGAGGCCGGCGGGGUUCAUCUGUUCAAUGCGGAUAACCAGUCCUUCAGCGAGAUUUUGGAUGCUUCGACUGUGGUGAGUGUUUUCUCUUGA
This is a messenger RNA of Notodromas monacha, 393 nucleotides long. The record is from the annotation of a GenBank genome assembly. Lineage: Eukaryota; Metazoa; Arthropoda; Ostracoda; Podocopida; Cyprididae.